AUGACUACGACGGUGCGGUACAAAUUUCUGAGUUCUAGGGAUUUUUCCGAGAUCCAAAUACAGGGGCCUUACGUAACCGUCGGGGAUCUGAAACUGGCGAUUUUCAAAGCCAAUUUCAAAGAUCGAUCUGCUGAUCCGAAAUCCAAAUCGCAGCAUGUCUGGAACGGUUGCUGUUUGGGUACGGAUCACGAUCUCUCCAUCAUUGAUCCCCAAACCAAUACCCCUUACUCCGACGAAAGCGCGCUGAUCUUCGACAAAGCGUCGGUUUUACUCCGGCGGAUCCCAGGAGACCGCCGCCGUCAACCUCUCAACACGACGACGAUUGAUCUCCGGCCGGCGGUGGAGGAAGUAAAGUCAGCAGAACAAGAAACCAAGUCUCUCUCUGCUUCGGAUUCGGUAAUGACGACGACGAACAGUGGAAUCGAAGAUCUCGACUUCGAUGAUUUUGGCGGUGAUGUCUACGCUAUUCCUUCCCAAGUGACAAAGCCGUCGACAGAGAAGAAGAAGAAGAAGAACAAUAUUGCUGCCCAGAAGAAGAGUAAUAUUGCUCCUGCCGCAGUUGACAAAGACGAGGAGAGCAGGAUCAAGGCUUUGGUGAAUACUCCUGCUCUGGCAAAGUGGACGGCGGCGACUCUGACUACGACGGGGAAGAGAAAAGCGCCUUACUCUACUCAGCCUCCUCCCACCGGCUACGUCUGCCACCGGUGUGGGAUAAAGGGCCACUUCAUUCAGGACUGUCCGACCAACGGCGAUCCCAGUUACGAUCUCCGGAAGAGAAUGCGGCCAAUGCCGACAGCUCCCAGUGCAGCCGCCGAGAGCGAGUUCAACAGGCAAAUGGAAGGGAUCUCCUCGUUUUCCAGCGUGACAACAACAACCAGCAGCAGCGGCAGCAAGAGCAGUGGUUUGACGACGGUGGGUGUGCCGGCGGAGCUUAACUGCCCAUUAUGCAGAGGGAUAAUGAGAGAGGCAGUGUUCGUGAAGAGUUGCUGUUUCCGGAGCUACUGUAAGGGCUGCAUCAGUGACCAUGUGAAGAGUUCCAAGUCGUGUGCUUGUGGGGCGAGGAAUGCCGACGAGGGUGAUUUUCUGCCGAAUGUUACAGUUCGAAGCAUGAUCGAUUCGAUUUUGCAACGUCGGAGUUGCAGUACUGGUAGUAGUGCUGGGAGCAAUAGCUGCUGCUCAACUGUCGUUGGUGCCUAG
Molecule: messenger RNA, 1197 nt
Organism: Linum tenue
Lineage: Eukaryota; Viridiplantae; Streptophyta; Magnoliopsida; Malpighiales; Linaceae
Source: the annotation of a GenBank genome assembly